This is a messenger RNA of Lactuca saligna, 1606 nucleotides long. The record is from the annotation of a GenBank genome assembly. NCBI's taxonomy places the organism in Eukaryota, Viridiplantae, Streptophyta, Magnoliopsida, Asterales, Asteraceae.
UUAAAAGGUUGUAAUUUUCCUUACAAUUCUAUAAUGAUUAAAUUUAUUGCAGAAAAUGGAAAUAGGAAAUAAGGUUUACCUAAAUAACAUUGAUCAGAUAGAUGAAAAAUCGCAUAUCAAGGUUCGGGUGCUUAAAAUUUGGAACUUUGUCAGAAAUAAUAAAGUUUGUUCCAUUGAAAUGAUCAUCAUGGAUGAGGAGGGUACACAAUACCAAGCUCGUGUCUUCAAUCAGAAUUUCUCCAGAUUUCGUCAUCUUUUAAAGGAAGAUGAAAGUUAUAUAGUUAUAAAACCCAAUAUGGCUGCUGUUACUAAUGGUUUUAGUUAUACAAGUCAUAAACAGAUGUUAACUUUGGAUUGGAAAAGCAUCGUAAAAAAAUGUGAUGAUUUCUCGGGUCCGGUCAAUGGAUUUAUGUUUGUUGACUUUAAUUCUAUCAUAGAACAAACAUGCCCAAAAGACACAUUCUUUGAUGUUAUUGGACAUAUCGUGUCAUUUAGGCCUCUUGAAACUUCAAAUCCAGUACCAUCCAAGCAUUAUAUAAAAGUCACUCUUAGCAACCUAGAUUCUGUACAUCUGAAGGUUACUAUUUUUGGAAGUCAAGCAUAUCAAAUUUCAGAAUACCUAAAAAAUAACCCGACUGUUAAUUUUGUUGUUAUCGUGAUGCAGUUUUUGAAGCUAAACAUUUGGAAUGGUCUUGGUGAAGCUAAAAGUCAUUUUGAAGUAACGAAAUUGUUCAUAAAUUCUGACAUUUAUGAAAUAAAUGAGUUUAAAAAUAAGUUGAAAUGUCAUGACAAUUUCGGUAUAACUGAAAAAAGCAUAACUACACUUCAAAGCUACUCUUCUUCAUAUACAGAUGACUUUAAGGGCAAUUUUCCAUUAAAAACAAUCUGUGAGAUCACCGAACCAAUUAAGGAAAUGAAGUUUUUAUUAGUUGCUUCCAUUGUUAAUAUAAGGCAGAAUCUACCAUGGUAUUAUGAAGCAUGCAAAAAAUGUGGAAAAAAAGUUAUCCCUGUUCCCAAAACCAAUCAUUCGUAUACCAACCCUGAGGGAAUUUCCGAAACUAUGGUUGUCGAGUGUACAAAUGCACAAUGCAAAAAAUCUGAAUUUCAGGAAGCAAGGAGGUUGUUAAAUAUAAGUGCCUACGAGUUGAAAAAGAUACAUGAUGCGGCCGGAGACAGUGAUGCCCUAUUUCCAAUGCAACUUAAUGUGUUGAAAAACCGCAAGUUUGGUUUUGUUGUAGAUAUUACAGAAUACAAUGUCAACAACUAUAAUAACAUCUACACAGUUCUCAGAGUUACAAAGAUAUGUCCAUUGUUUGUGAAUUGGAAAAGUAAUCAAUCUGUCGCCUUAAAUCAAGUUGCUUUGGAAUCCGAUGAUGUUGUACAGCCUGUUCAAAAGGAUGUGAUCUCACAAACAGACGAAAGUUUUACACCCUCAACAGUUGAUAAGUCAACCGCAACAAGUCCUUGCAAAAUAUCAGGUGAUUUGAAGCGCAACCUCCAAGAAAUUUAUGAUGUUGAUUCUGGAUAUGAUUUAAGUUCAACUAAGGCUAAAAGAAAGUCAACCGCAGAGGAAACUCCACUCUUGAUUCCAAAAAUUGAAAAGUGA